Cydia amplana is the source of this 3686-nucleotide messenger RNA. RefSeq names its product poly [ADP-ribose] polymerase tankyrase (gene Tnks). Lineage: Eukaryota; Metazoa; Arthropoda; Insecta; Lepidoptera; Tortricidae. Gene Ontology annotation, molecular function: protein binding; NAD+ poly-ADP-ribosyltransferase activity. The coding region runs from base 178 to 3645 and encodes 1155 amino acids. The transcript is spliced from 24 exons. The record is from RefSeq and is a predicted model, not a curated record.
UAAAGUUGGGGUAAUGUAGUCUACAACAGAGCAACACUGAAAAGUAGUUGUCAAAAAAAAAAUAAGCAAAUAACUUGGCAGCUGUAGUGAAAUACGUGUUUUUAUUCGAUAAAUUAGCGAAAAUGGCUGUGUAAAACGACGGUGAAUGCAUAACUAAAUGUGCAACGUGUAAUCAUAAUGUCGAGCCGUCGUUCGAUACUCGGUUCGACACUGGACGCUCUACCCGCGCCCACGGAUCCACUUCGCGAAUUGUUUGAAGCUUGCAAAACUGGUGAGGCUGCGCGAGUAAAAAAGUUAAUUACUCCUCAAACGGUGAAUGCCAGGGACACAGCUGGUAGAAAAUCUACUCCGCUACACUUCGCUGCAGGUUAUGGUCGCCGAGAAGUGGUAGAGCUCCUGAUAGGUGCUGGAGCAGCGCUACAGGCCCGAGACGACGGCGGGCUCCAACCAUUACACAAUGCAUGCUCCUUCGGUCACGCUGACGUUGUCCGGGCGCUGCUGGGUGCAGGCGCGGCACCCGCAGCCAGGGAUAAUUGGGGAUAUACACCGCUGCAUGAGGCAGCUGCCAAGGGGAAGGUUGAUGUUUGUAUUGCACUUCUCCAACAUGGCGCGGACCCAAACAUCAGAAACACGGAAGGAAAGACGCCCUUGGACCUCGCAGAUUCUGCCACCAGGCCUGUUCUCACUGGUGAAUACUGUGCAGCAGAAGUGCUAGAAGCCGCGCGUUCGGGCGCCGACGAGCGGCUCGCAGCGCUCCUGACGCCUCUAAACGUGAACGUGCACGCCGGGGACGGUCGCCGCUCCACCCCCCUACAUCUAGCUGCCGGGUAUAACCGUGCACGGGCGGUGCGGCUGUUGUUGCAGAGAGGGGCGGACACACAUGCUAAAGACAAGGGUGGCUUAGUGCCUCUUCACAACGCCUGCUCGUACGGGCACUAUGAAGUUACGGAGCUGCUAGUCCGGGCUGGUGCCGAUGUCAACGCUACAGAUCUCUGGGCCUUCACACCGCUACACGAAGCUGCCAGCAAGGCGCGGCUAGAGGUAUGCUCGCUCCUACUCAGCGAAGGCGCUGACCCUACCCUACUGAACUGCCACGGGAAAUCUGCUUUAGAUGUAGCGCCCACCAGGGAACUACAGGAGAGGCUAGCGUUCGAGUAUAGAGGGCACUGCUUGCUAGAGGCGUGUCGUUUGGCGGAGCCGGCCAGAGUCAAAAAACAGUUAUCAUCACUCAACAACCCACCUAUAAACCCGGAGGGUUCCCCGUCGAGCCCGGCGGCCGGGGGCGCGGCCGGCGCGGCGGAGGCGCUCGCCAACUUCCAGCACGCGGCCAGCGGCGACCGCCCGCUGCACGCCGCCGCCGCCAGCGUCUACCCCAAGCGGAAACAGGUGAUGGAAAUGUUAAUAAGAAAAGGCGCCCGAGUGAACGAGAAAAACAAGGAGGGGCAGACGCCGCUGCACAUAGCCACGGAGCAUUCACAUUUAGACGCCAUGGACCUCCUAUUAAGGCACGGUGCGAAGGUGAACUCGCUGGACGGGCGCGGGCUGAGCGCGCUGUCGCUGGCGGCGCGCGCGGACGCGGCGGCGGCGUGCCGGCUGCUGCUGGCGUGCGGCGCGCACGCGCAGGAGCCCAGCUACCCCGCGCCCAUGGACGCAUGCGCAAACGCGGCGGCCCUUCGUCUCCUGGAAGCGGCGCGGACCGGCGACGUGGAAGCGGCGCGGGCGGCGCUGGACGCGCGGCCGCGGCUCGUCAACUGCCGGGACGUGGACGGCCGACACUCCACCCCGCUACACUUCGCGGCCGGGUACAACAGGUUACCACUUGCUCAACUACUAUUACAAAGAGGCGCCGACGUCCACGCGAAAGACAAGGGCGGUCUCGUCCCCCUCCACAACGCGUGUUCGUACGGGCACUACGAGGUGACCGAGCUGCUGGUGUCGUGCGGCGCCGGCGUGAACGCGGCGGACCUGUGGCGGUUCACGCCGCUACACGAGGCCGCGGCCAAGGGCAAGGCGGACAUCGUGCGGCUGCUGCUCAAGCACGGCGCGGACCCGACCCGACGGAAUCGUGACGGACUGACGCCCUUACAACUAGUAAGGAGCGGCGACUCGGACACGGCCGACGCGCUGCGCGGCGACGCGGCGCUGCUCGACGCGGCCAAGCGCGGCGAGUUGGCGCGAGCUAGGAAAUUAAUAACGCCACAGAACGUGAAUUGUAGAGACUCCCACGGAAGGAAUUCCACACCUCUACACCUUGCUGCUGGGUAUAAUAACCUAGAAGUCGCCGAGGCGCUCCUCGAAGCCGGCGCGGCGGUCUCGGCGCGCGACAAGGGAGGCCUAGUGCCGCUGCACAACGCAGCCUCGUACGGGCAUCUCGAGCUGGCUGCGUUGUUGCUGCGCGCCGGCACGCCGCCGAACGCCGCCGACAGAUGGGGCUUCACUCCGCUACACGAGGCGGCGCAUAAGGCUCGCACUCAGCUGUGUGCGUUGUUGCUGGCCCACGGCGCCGACCCGUACCUCAAGAACCAGGAAGGGCAGACGGCCCUGGACCUGGCCGGCGCCGAGGACGUGCGCUCCCUGCUGCAGGAUGCCAUGACGUCAGCGACCGCGCCGCCCGCCGCGCCGCCCGCCGCGCCGCUGCCGCCGCCGCAGCUGCCCGUGCUGCUGCCCAGCGGCGACACCGUGCCGCUCCCGCUGCCGGUGGUGCCAAGCAACUACUGGGCGGAGGGCUCCCGAGGCAGUUUAGAAGACGCGGCAGGCCGACCUGCCUCGGCCCUAUCCACCUCUGAAUCUUUACAAACUUUCCUGUCGAGUAUCGGCUUGGAGCAGCUAGCGCCAGUAUUGGAACGCGAGCAAAUAACAGUAGACAUUUUAUCGGAGAUGUGUCACGAAGAUCUCAGGGCUGUGGGCGUGGCGGCCUACGGCCAUCGGCAUCGGCUUCUAAAGGCGGCGCGUCAGUCCGCGCAAGCGGCGUCAGAAUGGUACGGCGGCACAACGCUAGUCGACGUCACGCCGACGUCGAGCGACGAGUGCGGCGAGAGCGAGCACGCGAUAGUCGAAAGGGAGAUGCAAGCUUCAGUACGGGAGCACAGGGACCAGGCGGGCGGGAAUUACACACAUUAUAAUGUAGUCAGGAUACAAAAGAUAGCGAACGGGCGUCUAUGGGAGCGCUACCAGCACCGGCGGCGCGAGGUGGCAGCUGAAGCAGGUGGCGCUAACGAGCGCAUGCUGUUCCACGGCUCGCCCUUCAUCAACGCCAUCGUACAGAAGGGUUUUGACGAGAGGCACGCCUACAUCGGUGGCAUGUUCGGCGCGGGCAUAUACUUCGCGGAGCAUUCCUCCAAAAGCAACCAGUACGUGUACGGUUUCGGCGGCGGCUCGGGCUGCCCCGCGCACAAGGACCGCAGCUGCUACCUGUGUCACAGACAACUCCUCCUGUGCCGCGUGACGCUGGGGCGUGCGUUCCAGCUGUCUGCGGCGCUGAAGAUGGCGCACGCGCCGCCCGGCCACCACGCCGUAUCCGGCCGCCCCACGCAGGGCGGCCUCUGCUACCCCGAGCACGUCGUGUACCGGGGGGAACAGGCAUACCCAGAAUACCUAAUAACGUAUCAAAUAGUCGGCGGCGAGGGCAGCACGGGCGCAGUAUAAAUACCAAGUAUUUCUACCCGGUACCAAGUACCUAGUGCGAC